Molecule: messenger RNA, 3027 nt
Organism: Larimichthys crocea (large yellow croaker)
Lineage: Eukaryota; Metazoa; Chordata; Actinopteri; Sciaenidae
Gene: syk
Product: spleen tyrosine kinase
Exons: 15
Coding region: 339-2189 (616 amino acids)
Biological process (GO): intracellular signal transduction; protein phosphorylation
Cellular component (GO): cytoplasm
Molecular function (GO): ATP binding; non-membrane spanning protein tyrosine kinase activity
Source: RefSeq, a predicted model, not a curated record
UCUCCAAACAUUUGAGAGCUGAUGGGAGGAUGCUGCUUGCGUCCUGCCCACACACACACACACUCACAUUCACUCACGAGGAUGAAACGAUGCUGAAGUUCCACAAUAUGAACUCCUGAGUGACAGAGAUGAAGCAGACUGCACUGCACGGCGAGCUGGCUGAAUUUAAGAUGACCUGUUCACAUGUUGUUCAGACUGCUGGCAGCUGAUAUGCUGAAGGGCUGAAAGAACGGAGCUCAACGAGGACCAACACAACACACUGUAAACAUUUCCUUGCAUCGUGGUGGUUGAACUUGUUGACGGGACUUCCUUUAGGGAACCGCCAUCCAAAAGCCAGCAUGGCUGACAAAGUGAAUACAUUGCCAUUCUUCUAUGGCAACAUCACCAGGGAGGAAGCAGAAGACUACCUGCGGCAGACAGGCAUGACCAACGGCUUGUACCUUCUACGGCAAAGCCGAAACUAUCUUGGAGGCUUUGCACUGUCUGUGUCGCAUUCAGGCCGCUGCUAUCACUACACCAUUGAAAGAGAACCCAACGAAACAUUUGCUAUCGCUGGUGGUAAGAGCCACCGAACCCCUGUGGAUGUGAUUGAUUAUCACUCCCAGGAAAUGGAUGGCCUUGUGUGUCUGCUAAAGAAGCCCUGCAACAGGCCAAAGAACAUGCAGCCAAAGGUGGGGCAGUUCGAAGACCUGAAGGAAAAACUGAUCCGAGAAUAUGUGAAGCAGACUUGGAACCUGCAGGGUGCAGCUCUGGAGCAGGCCAUCAUCAGCCAGAGGCCUCAGCUGGAGAAGCUCAUUGCCACUACUGCACAUGAAAAAAUGCCCUGGUUCCAUGGAACCAUAACACGAGAAGGCUCCGAACCCAGGCUUCAAAAUGGCUCCCGUACGAAUGGAAAGUUUCUGAUCCGACAGAGAGAUCAGAAUGGAUCUUAUGCUCUUUGUUUACUACAUGAAGGACAGGUCAUGCAUUAUCGCAUUGACAGGGACUCGGCUGGUAAACUCUCUAUCCCAGAUGGCAAGAAGUUUGACACUCUGUGGCAGUUGGUGGAGCACUACUCAUACAAACCAGACGGCCUGCUGAGAGUGCUAACAGAGCCCUGUCAAAGACCUGAUGGAGACAUAGCAAUAGGACGACCUCCGCUCCCACGGGACCAUCCGGCAUUAGGUGUCUUGCAAAAUGCAGCAGAUGGAAUUCUCUCCAAACUCAUACCUGGCCGAAAAAAGAGGCCAGGAUCUCGACCCAGCGUCACAGAUCUCAAUCCCUAUGAAACCAGAGUGCCCAAUAAUCAGGCAGCCAGCAAAGAGGCCAUGCCAAUGGACACAGAGGUAUAUGAGAGUCCAUACGCAGACCCAGAUGAACUUAGGAGUUCCACAGUAGAUCGGAACCAGCUCUUCUUGGAAGAUGGAGAACUAGGCUCUGGAAACUUUGGUACAGUCAUGAAGGGAAUCUACAAGAUGAGGAAAACAGAGAAGCCAGUUGCAGUCAAAGUCCUGAAGAAUGAUGAUAACAACCCAUCAGUACGCGAGGAAAUGCUGCGAGAGGCCAAUGUCAUGCAACAGCUGGACAAUCCUUAUAUUGUCCGGAUGAUCGGGAUCUGUGAGGCAGAGAACCUCAUGCUGGUCAUGGAGCUGGCUGAGCUGGGACCACUCAACAAGUUCCUGCAGAAAAACAAGCAAACAACCGUAAAGAACAUCACAGAGCUUGUCCAUCAGGUGUGUAUGGGCAUGAAAUACCUGGAGGAGCAUAACUUCGUCCACAGAGACCUUGCUGCCAGGAACGUGCUGCUGGUCACACAGCAUUAUGCCAAGAUCAGCGACUUCGGCCUCUCCAAAGCUGUGGCUGAGGAGCAGAACUACUACAAGGCUAAGGGUCAUGGGAAGUGGCCAGUGAAAUGGUACGCUCCUGAGUGUAUAAACUACUUCAAAUUCUCAUCCAAAAGUGACGUGUGGAGCUUUGGGGUGCUCAUGUGGGAGGCAUACUCCUUUGGCCAGAAACCAUACAAGGGGAUGAAAGGAAAUGAUGUCAUGCAGAUGAUUGAAAGUGGACAGCGUAUGGACUCCCCAGCAAACUGUCCGCCAGAGAUGUAUGACCUCAUGAGGACCUGCUGGACAUACAAGGCAGAUGAGAGGCCUGCAUUUACUGUCGUUGAGCCAAGAUUACGAGAGUAUUACUAUGACACUGCACAAUGAUUCUUCAUAUGGAUGUUAUGAGACUAUGCAAACUAUUGGUUGAUGAGAAAACUGCAUUUAAUCAUGUAUGAAUGACUGGGAAUGGUUUGAAUUAUAAAUGCUGUUGUAAAACACUGAAAAUAUACACCAUAAUUAUGCAAAUGUAUUUCUUUUAUUAUUUGUCCUUCCUGAAUGUAAACAGUAUGAAAGUUGUAAUAAACAGAAACAAGUCCAUCUUGUUUGUUGAACAGCUAACCAACUACACAGCUGAUUCAUUUGGUAGAUUUUUCAUACUGUAAGAGCAUCGUAUGUAUUAUAACUGCAUCACUGUCAUUAUGUCAUAGUUCAACCAAAAGUCCUUGAAGGAAGGUCUGAUUGUUUCAUGGCGAGACCUGGAGGUCUUGGAGUUAUCAGCAGGGGGUGUUUCUGUACUUACAUAUAAAUCAUAUGUAUAUUAUCACUGUAACUCAUUAACUAAUGCUACCUAAUGCUAAUAAAUGCUAAUUAAUGCUAAAUCAAUGCUAAAAUCUGUCAGUAUUAUACAGUUAGUGUCCUGGAGAUCCACUGAUAUUUAACAUAUGUAAGAGUAGAGUUACUCCAAAAGGACAGAGGCAUUGUUCAUUUCAAGCUUUGGUUUCUCUUUAAAGAUAUAAUACAUAGCAUUAAAAUGUCUACAAAAACUAGACUUAUUUUGUUGAGUUGUGUACUUCCAUUAUCUCAAAUGUUUCCAACAAUGUUUCAGUCCAGAGAAAUCUCAAGGUGUUUCAUUUGGUCACUUUUGUCAGCUUUUGUUAUUGUUUUGAUCAUCAGUAGCAGGUGGAGGUGUCAGGAAAAAUCAGCCAAUAAAAUGGAUUCAACA